AUGCCAAGACCAAAGGCUUUUCUCAAAGAAUCCAAGUCAAAGAAAAAGAGCGCCGCGAGGCAGCUGCCCGUAACAGCCGAUGACUAUCUCGCAGCGGGCGUUGAGCUCGAAGAAGCCGGCGAGAAAUGGCGCGCCGGAGACGCGGCCAAGUCGAUGCGCUUCUUUAUGAAAGCCAUUGCCAACUAUGAUGAAGGGCUGCAGAAACACCCGGCUGCUUUUGACCUGGCCUACAACAAAGCCCGCAUCCAAUACGAAAUCACCCAGCACCCCAAACUAGCAGCGCAACUGCCCGCUCCGCAGGCUGAGAUCCUGGAAGUAGCGCUGCAGUCGCACCGAGAUGCGCUGUACCUGGAACAGGACAAUGCCGACGCCUUAUUCAACAGCGGCCAGGUGCUGAACAGCCUGGCCGAGGCCCUGAUAGACUCAAAGCAUCCUAGCGAGGAGCAGCUAGUGCAGGCGAGCACGUACUUGCAGGAAGCGGUUGAGUUGUUCCAGCGGUGUCUAGCGCUGCAGGAAAUGAAAUUCACCGAGAUGGAGGAGCAGCUCAUGCAGAUGGAGUCUGGGGAGUUGGAUUCCCAAGGACCGGAGUCAGAGGCUGUGGCCGCACCAGCAGAGUCGCAGGCAGCUGAGAGCGAGUCUGUGGAUAGCGAACCGCAGGAGCAGUGGGCUGCUAUUGUUGAGCCGGUGACGAAGAACACGCUGGUCGACUCGGCCGUAGCACAGUUGGACACCUUGACGGCAUUGUGCAAUUUAUUGACGUUCAACCCUGGCGCUGGCGGAGUGGGCUGGGUGCAGGAAUAUUCCUCCGAGCUGAUCGAGACACGACUGCCAGCCUAUGUGGAGGGAUCAGAUAGGCAAUAUGAAGCGGGAUUAGCGCGGGCAAAAUUCAUCUGCGUGCUACACGACGUCCUCUACCGGGGUGGCCACACCGAUGCCCGGACAUACCAGCAAGAGCUCGGGCGGGCAUUUGGACCCGAGCUUGACGUAUCGAAUGAUCCAGAGGGACUAUGCAACAAGGCCGAAGCGCUGACCUCGCUGAAUGGGGCUUUCGCAGAUGUACCACCGGCCGAGGAUGCCGAAACCUUCAAGUUCUGCUGUGAUGUGCGAUGGCAAGCACUCUCCACCGCGCUGGACGCGUUGACAGCCGCGUCGAAGCUGCCCAGCGCCGACAAUUUGCCCAAGAUCCAUCUCGCACGCGGCGAUGCAGAAAUGCAGCGCUGGCGACUGGGUAGGACACCCUGGAACCAUGCCAUGGCGGCGCAAAACGGGGCCACGCUUCUGCGUAAUGCGCAGACAUACUACCGCGGAGCAGCGGCACUAGCUCAUCGAGAUGGAGAGGCCGAGGCCGAACGCGAUGGAUCAUUCAAGGAGGCCAUUGCUGCUGCGCUGGCGGGCCAGAGAACCAAGCUGGAUCAAAUCAAGGCGAGCUCCCUGGAGCAGUUGAUCACGGUAGCCCAGGACAUGGUGGAGGACGGAAUGGUGGAAGCCACCGACAUGAGCGCCCUGAUCUCGUGA
Messenger RNA from Penicillium daleae, 1515 nucleotides. RefSeq lists its product as uncharacterized. The record is from RefSeq and is a predicted model, not a curated record. Lineage: Eukaryota; Fungi; Ascomycota; Eurotiomycetes; Eurotiales; Aspergillaceae. Bases 1 to 1515 code for a protein of 504 amino acids. The transcript has 4 exons. Gene Ontology annotation, molecular function: protein binding.